CUCAACAAGAUGGGGUUCCACUCAGAAAAUGAUAGCACGAGUCAUAGAGCAGCAAAAUGCUCUGUCCAAGAUUCUCUCCACAGACCGUAAAGUGAGACACCUACUGCCCUCAUGGCAGGACCUGGAGGUUUUGGAAUCAGUUAACAAGGCCCUCAGUCCACUACAAGAUUUCACAGAUGCCCUAUCAGGUGAAAGUUAUGUAAGCAUUUCCUGUGUCAAGCCUGCUCUCAAUCUCCUGAACACUUCUGUGUUGGCUGAAGAAGAAGAGGACACUGACCUAACCAAGUCACUAAAAUCAAGAAUUCUACAGUACCUUAAUGAGAAAUAUGAAGUCACCCAAGACCUGUUAAACAUGGCAUCUUUUAUGGACCCACGGUUCAGAACACAGUACCUGUCAGCCGAUGAGACCCAGAGCAUCAAAGAUCGAGUCAUCGCUGAGUUGCAGGAACUUCAGCAGCAUCAGCCUGAACCCCAAAGCACUGCAGUGAUGGAGGGGGAUAGUCAUGUGGGAAACCCACCUGCUGCGAAAACCAAGAAGAAAAGUCUUGCAAGUUUUUUUAAGGAAUCUACACGUGCAGCAGCACCACUGCCGUCAGGCAACACUGCAUUUGAUCCCAUAGAACAGUUUAGAGAAGCAGUGGCUGCAGAACUCAAUAUUUACAUUUAUAUGCCACUUAUAGAUCAUGGAGAAGAUCCUUUGAAAUGGUGGAAGUUUCACAAGAUCAACUUCCCUAGGCUAUGCAAAUUAGCACAAAAAUAUCUGUGUAUCCAAGCAACAAGCUCUGCGUCAGAGAGGGCUUUUAGCAGCAGUGGUAAUAUUGUAUCUAACCAUCGGUCCUUGUCUGAAACCAGACAAGGUGGAUAUGCUGGUGUUUUUGUCAAAGAACCUCUCAGCAAGUGUUUCAAAAUAGGAUUUAGGAAGUACUUAUAA
Messenger RNA from Bufo bufo (common toad), 931 nucleotides. Its product is annotated as E3 SUMO-protein ligase ZBED1-like. Bases 29 to 931 code for a protein of 300 amino acids. Lineage: Eukaryota; Metazoa; Chordata; Amphibia; Anura; Bufonidae. Gene Ontology annotation, molecular function: protein dimerization activity. The transcript has 2 exons. The record is from RefSeq and is a predicted model, not a curated record.